AUGAGAAAAAAACUCAAGAGGAAAACUCAAAGAAAUCCAAUCGACCAGAGAAACCCUUUCACGUCUGAGGUGUUCAACUGUCGUAACUGUGGAACUAAACACAAAAGGAAAGAAUGUCCUGCAUAUGGGAAAACAUGUCAUCGCUGUCAUAAAUCGAAUCAUUUCAAAGCUAUGUGCAGAUCUAUCAAGAAUGUCAAUGCUGUAGAGCGACAAGAAGAUUCAUACCUUGAAGAAACACUGUUUGUAGGAGCAGUGACGUCAGAAGUUUAA
Paramuricea clavata is the source of this 270-nucleotide messenger RNA. Lineage: Eukaryota; Metazoa; Cnidaria; Anthozoa; Malacalcyonacea; Plexauridae. The record is from the annotation of a GenBank genome assembly.